UGGCCCUGCUUCCUAGACCUCACCCCGGCCUGGCCCGGCUGCCUAGACCUCACCCCGGCCUGGCCCUGCUUCCUAGACCUCACCCCGGCCUGGCCCUGCUUCCUAGACCUCACCCCGGCCUGGCCCUGCUUCCUAGACCUCACCCCGGCCUGGCCCUGCUUCCUAGACCUCACCCCGGCCUGGCCCUGCUUCCUAGACCUCACCCCGGCCUGGCCCUGCUUCCUAGACCUCACCCCGGCCUGGCCCUGCUUCCUAGACCUCACCCCGGCCUGGCCCUGCUUCCUAGACCUCACCCCGGCCUGGCCCUGCUGCCUAGACCACACCCCGGCCUGGCCCGGCUGCCUAGACAUCACCCCGGCCUGGCCCGGCUGCCUAGACCUCACCCCGGUCUGGCCCGGCUCGUGGUUCUGCUGUAUGGCUGAUCUGCCCCCCUGCAGUAGCAGCAGUAUGGAGGAAUGGCAGGAGAAACAAGGCCUGCAGACGAUGAACCUGCGGUCUGUGUUCACACUGGAGCAGCAGCGAGUCCUGGAUAGCUACUAUGACAACGGGAUGACCAAUCAGAGCAAGAGCUGCUUCCAGCUGAUCCUUCAGUGUUCUCAGGAGACCAAGCUGGACUUCAGUGUGGUGCGGACCUGGGUGGGCAACAAGAGGCGGAAGCUGGCCUCCAGGGCGGACCAGAACACAGGCAUGUCCCACUCCAAUCACAGCCUGGCUACGGGAGCUCUGUCCAACCACAUGCUAACGGGCGGGGCUCUAGUGGCGGGCGCAAUGCUGACAGGGGAGAUGGCGGCAGCUCAGAAUAUCCAGAGAGGAUCCUCCCACCUCCCUCCAUCCUCUUCCUCCUUCCCCUCUCCCUCCUCCUCUUCCUCCUCCUCUCGUCUCAACUCUGUCAACAACAACAACGAUGUCAUCCUGACAGGGAUUUACUCUCUAGGCUCCACUUCUCGUUCCCAGCCCACUGUUAAGCCCCUCUCCUGUCACUCUGACCUUGAGCUCCCUGUAGAUGUCCAUCAAACUCUGCUCAACCAAUCACAGCACAGGAGGAAUAGUUCUGUCUCCUCCCCCCUCCAGCUCCACUCUAGAUCGGGUACCAUGUCACUUCCUCGCUGUAAACCCCUCUCCCUCUCCUCUUCCCCCUCCUUCUCCUCAUCCCCCAGCCGCCCCAUCCACAAUCUGUCCAAGAGGUGUGGUUUCACCACUGGUUGGGCAGGGUGGGCAGUAGGAAGUGCUGGGUCAGGGAGGGGGGUACCUCGGAGCUGGGCUAGACAGUAUGGUUCUCUCCAGUCCGGCCCCUGUCCCUCCCAGCUCCAGCCCACGCCUCACUCCAACCCCCAGACUCCCCAACCUCACCCCCCAAGGCCCCAUCCUUCCAACCCUCCCCCUUCAGACCACUCCCCCCGCAUUCAUCAGGUCUUCAGCAUAUCAGAGAGGGGGGAGGGGGAGGGACUAGGACAAGGACAGCCUUCUGAUAGCAGCAGGCAAGAGAGACACAGACAGUCUACCCGCCCUUUGGACGCUAUUGGCUGCCUCUCAAUCGCCAUGGAGACGGGCGAUGAAGAGGAUGAGUGGCGGAGGGAGGAAGAGUUAUCCAACAUGGCUGCCACGACACACGGGGACCUCCAGAGAGGCCAGGGGGUGAGGGACAGCCCCAGCAGGGGAGAGGGAUCUGGGGGUAGAGACCUCACAUCCCCCUCCCUGGUCCUCAGCAGCUCCAGGCCUGGUCCAUAUUCUCGGGACAGCUACCCAGUUACUACAACACUACAGACCUCCCCUAGUAUACAGGUUCCAGUCAGUCCCUCUGCUCCGUGGCUCAUCAGUAACUCCAGGAAGAGAACUCUACAGGACAGGACCCAGUUCAGUGAUGUGGACCUGGGCCAGUUGAAGCGGUACUGGGACCGAGGGAUGACCAGUCUGGGUUCUGUCUGCAGAGAGAAGAUCAACGCAGCAGCCAAUCAGCUCAACGUAGACACUGAGAUAGUCAAGACGUGGAUUGGGAACCGGAGGAGGAAGUACCGUCUGAUGGGCAUAAAGAUCCCGCCCCCUAAAGGUGGGCCGGCCUUGUUCCUGACAUCACUGGAAGGGGAGAAGUCUCCCUCUACACUGAGUUCCGAUGGGGAGGGGCUGAGAACGCCCGAGCUGGGAGACAACCUAAAUGAUGGAGCGUCCUUCUGUCUGUCGGAGGAUGGGACCAGUCAGUCGUACCAGAGGGAAGAAGAGAACGGAGUAGAGGAGGAGAGCAGCAGCGCCCCCAUGGCUCACAGCGUGAAGAUAGAGGUGAUUGAUGAUGAUGAUGAUGAUGAUGAUGGUGUUGAGAUGGUCGGAUCUGAUAUGGAAAACAUGCAGAACCUCCUGGAGUUUAAGCUUGAGGAGGUGCAGUAUCUGGAGAGCCAACUAGAGAAUCAGAAUCAGAGAUAUUAUGAGUUGGAGACCUUCACCAAGAGUCUUCUGACCGCUGUAAGGACCAACAACCUGGACAGACAACAGGAGCUCCUAGCCAGUCUACCUCAGCCUGCAGAUCAGGACUGGGACAUGAGUCCAGACGGAGGAGCCAACUCCAUCUCCAGAACAACACACUCUGCAGACAAUCACGAUUCCCCGUUGCCCGCCAGGAGCAACGACGAAACACCAUUGGUCAACCCCAACAAGGACCUCCCAUUGGUCACUGUAAACGAAGACGGUUCAUUGAUUGCUGAGCUCAACGAGUCGUCUGUAUCAGAGGAACUAGAGACUGAGACCGGACCAGAGUGACUGUACUGACACACACAAACACUCCACACCCUGUGCCUGUGGAAGGAUCCUAAACUAACUGUGCUGGGCUCACAAUGCCUUUUACAUUACUUAACACUACGUCUGGUCUAGUAUCAGACACAACAAUAAACAGACUCCAUAAUAACUGA
Oncorhynchus keta (chum salmon) is the source of this 2897-nucleotide messenger RNA. RefSeq names its product highly divergent homeobox (gene hdx). Lineage: Eukaryota; Metazoa; Chordata; Actinopteri; Salmoniformes; Salmonidae. Gene Ontology annotation, molecular function: DNA-binding transcription factor activity, RNA polymerase II-specific; RNA polymerase II cis-regulatory region sequence-specific DNA binding. The coding region runs from base 415 to 2748 and encodes 777 amino acids. The transcript is spliced from 10 exons. The record is from RefSeq and is a predicted model, not a curated record. Gene Ontology annotation, biological process: regulation of transcription by RNA polymerase II.